Messenger RNA from Hyaena hyaena (striped hyena), 6458 nucleotides. It is a transcript of the gene TRAM2, whose product is annotated as translocation associated membrane protein 2. NCBI's taxonomy places the organism in Eukaryota, Metazoa, Chordata, Mammalia, Carnivora, Hyaenidae. The transcript is spliced from 11 exons. The coding region runs from base 100 to 1212 and encodes 370 amino acids. Gene Ontology annotation, biological process: SRP-dependent cotranslational protein targeting to membrane, translocation; protein insertion into ER membrane. The record is from RefSeq and is a predicted model, not a curated record. Gene Ontology annotation, cellular component: endoplasmic reticulum membrane.
AGCGGGCCGGCGGGCGGACCGGGCCGGGGCUGGAGAAGUUUGCGCGGCGGCUCGAGAGCGCAGGGUGCGGGCCCCGCCGGCCGCUGCGCGCCCGCUGCCAUGGCUUUCCGCAGGAGGACGAAAAGUUACCCGCUCUUCAGCCAGGAGUUCGUCAUCCACAACCAUGCGGACAUCGGCUUCUGCCUGGUGCUCUGCGUCCUCAUCGGGCUUAUGUUCGAGGUCACCGCCAAGACUGCCUUCCUAUUUAUAUUACCUCAGUAUAACGUUAGCGUGCCUACAGCAGAUAGUGAGAGCGUGCACUACCACUAUGGGCCGAAGGACCUGGUCACCAUCUUGUUCUACAUCUUCAUCACCAUCAUCCUGCACGCUGUGGUUCAGGAGUACAUUUUAGAUAAAAUCAGCAAACGGCUUCACCUCUCCAAGGUUAAGCACAGCAAGUUCAACGAAUCUGGACAACUGGUCGUCUUUCAUCUCAGCUCAGUGGUAUGGUGCUUCUACGUGGUGGUGACGGAAGGAUAUUUAACAAACCCAAGAAGCCUCUGGGAAGACUACCCACACGUGUACCUCCCCUUCCAGGUGAAGUUUUUCUACCUGUGCCAGCUGGCCUACUGGCUGCAUGCACUGCCUGAGCUGUACUUCCAGAAGGUACGGAAGGAGGAAGUCCCCCGCCAGCUCCAGUACAUCUGUCUGUACCUGGUCCACAUAGCUGGAGCAUACCUCUUAAACCUGAGCCGCCUGGGCCUGAUCUUGCUGCUGCUGCAGUACUCCACCGAGUUCCUCUUCCACAUGGCUCGACUCUUCUACUUCGCAGAUGAGAACAACGAGAAGCUGUUUAAUGCCUGGGCUGCUGUGUUCGGGGUCACCCGCCUCUUCAUCCUCACACUUGCCGUGCUGGCCAUCGGCUUUGGACUCGCUCGAGUAGAAAACCAGGCCUUUGACCCCGAGAAAGGAAACUUCAAUACCUUACUUUGCAGGCUGUCCGUGCUGCUGCUGGUGUGCGCCGCCCAGGCCUGGCUCAUGUGGCGUUUCAUCCACUCCCAGCUGCGCCACUGGCGGGAGUACUGGAACGAGCAGAGCGCCAAGCGGAGGGUCCCAGCUGCCCCCAGACUGCCGGCCAGGCUCAUCAAGAGAGAGUCUGGUUACCAUGAAAACGGAGUAGUGAAAGCAGAGAAUGGGACCUCCCCACGGACUAAGAAACUCAAGUCUCCUUGAGGCCAAAGUGCUGGAACAGGGAUCCUCCCACGGGGGCCAAGGCGGGGAGGUGGGGAGCCCGGCCCCGCCACCGCCUUCCCCCUCCUGCUCCUGACGCUCCAUCUCAAGCAGCAGGAACCUGUCUUCAAACGGGGCUUCGCCUUUCUUACUCCUUGGCUUUCUCUUCUUACUCUUCCAUAAACCAUUCUCAAUAAAACCAAAACUCUUCCUUCCUUCUCUUCCUCAAGCCACCUCACGUCCUCACCUCUGUCCUGUGUUGGGUUUUCUAGAAGCCCAGGCACUCAUAGUUCUCUUUUUGCUUUCCUCCUCUUUCUCUUCCUUCACGGCUGCUGCUUUUUACUUCUUUCACUGUAUUGUGCAAUUUUUCUGUGUCUGAUUUUUACAAUGAGAGGGAGCUCAAGUUGCAGUCCUGGCCACUCACCACCCAGCGUCAGUCCCCAGGACCCGUCAAAGCCAGAAGCCUCGUGCCGAGGAGCCUCUGCCUGGGGCUGGUAGCAGGCCCACCGGCGGGCCCCGUGUCCGGGCAAGGAGAGGAGAGGCCAGCCCUCUCGGAUCAUAAUCUCCCAGGUGCUGAUUAACUGAGAUGUAUGAUUCCAGUUCCGCACGCACUGGCUGGAGGCCCGGCAGAGCCACCACUGCUUGGUGUUGCCAAGUCAUUUGGCUGUGGGGCAUGGCGACCUGGUCCAGAAAGAUGGUGUUAAGUGUGUUGGGUCCCGUGACUGGAGAUGGCUUCAUGGUGGCUGGUCCUGGAUGGGGGCCAGCCUGCCCUCACUCUGCUGGGGAGGUGCUGGAGGAGGACACGUCUUCCCACCCUCUAGAGCAAGAACAAAGCGUACGGAGCGGCAGGCUCUUCUGGAAAGGUAACAGCGGCAGAGGUGACGGGGCGGUUCGCCUCAGCCUUUCUUCAGCCCCAGCCCCAGCUGCUUUUUCAACCGUUCACCAGCAUCCAAAACCAAAUCAAACCACAGUGAACAGACCAGCAUGACGGACACUGGUCCUCGACCCCAGACCCAGGGAGCCCUGUCAGGGCCCGCCUCGCUACCCGGCUUCAUCUCUCUGGCGGCAGGGACGCUGAGCCCCCCACUGGCCUCCUGGUGCCCCGGGGAGGGUCACUGGGCAGCUUUGCCAUCUGUAGAGUAUUCUUCGGCAAGGUCAUUGUCAUCCUCUGGUUUGUCCAGCGCGCCCCCAGUACGUUAGACUGUCCGAGAGCAGGACUGAUUGGAAAUCAGUCUGCAGGGUAGAGGAGCAGACACCACAGUGCCAGUGGGAGGCCUCUGCCUUGUCCCUCACGCAUCCCAUCUCUCGGCUCCACCCAAAGACAAGGCCUCCAUGUCCAUGUGGGGCCUGGCAAUGACUUCAGGAAGGGGUUAGGCUUUCUAAGGUCCUAAUUAAGGAGUGUUGAAUUCUGCAUCGAGGCUCUGGGGAGCGAUUCUUGGGGGGGGCAUAGAAAUGUUAGUGUCCUUUUAUGUGCUGGUCCUCUUUCUAAUGCCCCAGUAGAAACCAAACCUUGGGGUAUUCUCCUAAAAAGGGGGAGAUGGGUCUUUUCAUCAGGGCAGCUCUCCUCCUCCAUGUCACUUUUGUUAGCGAUAUACUGGAUUUUCCAGCGACUGAGGGCAUUGUUCCCUCGCACCACUGUCAACCCUCCACUCUCUGUCCAGGAUCAGGUAGAAAUAGGAAAAGCUGCCCUCGGCUUCUGAUUACCCCUAGGAAGUGGGACGGCACUUGUGGAGACCUGCAUCGCUCCUGUCCUGGUCUGAUGCUUCUCUGGGCUGCAGAGCAGAACGUUGCUAAAAGGGUCCUUGGAAUCAACCCUGCAGACCCAAGCCAGGACCCCUUAGCUGUUCGGCCACAUCCCCUGCUGAGGCUGUGGCUGCGUUCAGCUUUCUUACGUUGCCUGGAGAUGGAGGGGCAGCCAGCCAGCAGCCUACCACCUGCCCAGCAGCCUCGCCACCCCUCCCGGUCCUCUCCUGGCUGUGUCUCUGGCAGCGAACUGCCUCCUGCACGGGGCCACUCCCUCAGGUGAGCCCCAGUUAAACUUCGGUGGGUAUGCAGUAGGCUGCAGGCCCGAGAGGUGGGGAGAGUGGCCCCAGGCAUGCCACCAGGCACCCCCUUCUCAUGUAGGUGUUCUAGGUGCUUAUGGCCAGAGACCACAUGGCUGCAUGAUCCCUAAGCCUCCUGCGAGCUUCUGGCUCUGUGGUAGGUGUGAUUCAGAGGUGGUUCCACCCCUCCAGUGGCCUGAGCCAGCCUAGGCUCCCUGAGAUGGUGAGUAAGGCCAGCCUGACCGUAGCAGGGCCUCCGGGAUGAUUUGAGGGGAGGGGGAUGAGAGUAAAGGCAGGGUGCUUGGUCACCUCCUGCCAUCCCCGCCACAUUUAUUUCUGAGCAGAGCUCGGGCUUCAGCAGGCUGGCUUAAAGCAGGUUUCCGAAAUAACUCUAUCCUGUGAGCUUGUUGUGCUGGCUUGUCCUGAUUUGGCCACUUCGGCUGACGUCUUCCGUCUUCAACACUCUCUCCUGUUCCCAAAGUGCCAAGCCGUCUGUGAAGGCCCUGCUAGACAGCUCCGAGUGUGAGAGGCUGGCUCAGCCAAGAGCAGAGAACAGAUGCUAAUCUACCUCAGCCAGCAGCCCCCUCUCUCUAAGCAUCCCUGGCCGGUACAGGUGCGGCAGGUGGUGGUGGGGAGGAGAGGCCGGCUGUGUGGACGGGAGGGCCUGGUGUUGCUCGGGUUCAGUGGUGGGAACGUUAUUUUUACCAUCCAGGCUCUGAGAGCUUCAUUGUUAGUAAGCUAUAUGUGUUCCUUUUGAAGGUAGGGGAAGGUUCUAGAGGAAAGGGAAGCAGGCUGAGCCAGGAGGAGAGCCACUUCUCCCCCAUUCUAGUCCAUUCUAACUGUGUGUGUGUGUGUGUGUGUCUGUGUGUGUCUGUCUGUCUGUGUGUCUGUCUGUAUGUCUGCCUGCCCGCCCACCCGCCCCCCCCCAACAGAUGUAAAUGGUUGCCCAGAACCUUUUCUGUUUCUGUCCCAAGGUAGAACUUCUGACAUUUCAGAAACCAAAAGAGACAUCUGUGCUUUGGCCACCUUUGCAGAUGUUUCUCUCAGAUCCCUGGAACCCUAGAAACCCCUUGAACCUGGGUGGGGUGUUCUCCCAGGGGGUGGGCAUCUGGGUUUUCUUUAGGGACCCUCUUCAUUAGCAGCCUUUGACUUUUUUCCCCUAAGUGGUAAGAGGUAGGGGGGCAGAGGGUACACCCCCUCCCAAGACUCCACAAUAGAAAAUUCUGCUCCCUGGACUCUUCUUUCAAUUUGAAGUGGCAUGCCAGGCCCCACGCGGCCAGGGAAGGCUCGGCUUGUGGAUUGCCUGGCCAGGUUUCAGCCGUCCCUGUCGGUGUUUCCUGGGCCUGGACAGAGCCCCCGCCCCUUGCUGAGGGCCUUGGAGGCCCAAGUGAGCAGACCUGGGCCAUAAUGGAGGGGAUGCUGCGGGCCCGGGAGGUGGGACGACAGAGUGGUCUUUCUUCCCUACCACUGCCUCCUGGCCCACAGCCCUGCUCCUCAGAGGGGCACUGGGUCAUUGCCUAGCUGUGUGACACUUAAAUAGAAUCCCUCUUCAGCCCGAGGCUGGCCCAGUAAGGAAGCCUUCACCGGCUUCUCUGUCUCUACCCAGCUCUCUCCUCCGCUGCCUCCCCCACUCCCAGUUUUUAUAGAGGUCUCAAAAGCACCGCCACUUGUGCGUUCCGUGCUGCCCUGUGCUCCGCAGCCCCCAAGAGAGUUUGUCCGGAGCAGACCCUCCUCCUUUCUGUGUAAGAAGUGCCUUACUUGCCGCGUGGUCUUCCAGCCUUGGCUUGUGCUGCGUGGCCGGGUCCCCAGCCGCCAGGCCUCUAGCGUGAUCUGCCCUGUGCAGCCAAGGACCCUGGACCCCAGUGUAUUACAUGUGAAAGGGACGCGGAUUGUGACAGUUUGGCCUCACUCGUCUCCGUCCCCUCCCCCUAUCGUGUUGGGGUGUGUGGUCUGUUCUAGGCUUUGUUUCUGGUGGUUCUUUCGUGUCGGUUUUCUGGCCCACGGGGGCGGCUACAGAAAGAGGGAGGGCCAACUGCAGUCACCUGUGCCUCCUACCUGUGGAGGGAAGCCUGGCGGCCUCCAGGGACCCGAAGUGCCCCGUGAGCCCUGCUCUGCCCGCACCCCCACCCCCAGAUUAAAAAGAAAGGUGCCCUGGCUAUACCCUCUUACAGUUUGCUUUGUGUCCCGUUCAGCCCGCCGUUUGUGUGGUGAAGGUGUCAGUCACAAGUGCCGGCCCACUUGACGGCGGGUCUAGCCGGGCUGUUGCAGAAGCUCCUGGCGCUCCUCUCAGUGUUACCCACGUCUGCAGCGGCCGCCCGCCGUCCCCCUGCCCUUCCGGGCUGUGCAAUAACUCUCCCAGCGGCGGGCCUCCCACAGGCCUGCGGUCCCCAGACACCCCGCAGCUGGGAGGGAAGGGGCCCGGGGGAGGGCGGUCGACAUCCCUUACACAGGAAAUGUGCGCCACGUCCCCUGUGUUGUUGCCCGUCCCUUCCCCCCGGGUGGGUUUCUGUGGCACUCGAGUAGAGCAUCGUGGCAUCGCCUUAGAAGUCCGUGUGUGUGUGUGUGUUUCGUAAUCUGUUGAAAAGGAAAAUAAAAAUCCUCAUGAUGGGGCAUUAAAUAAGUCCGUGUCUGGGAAUGAGAUCUGCUGUGACCCCUGUGAUGUCACCGUCACUCUGUCUAAAGGCGUUCUAGAGCUUCUUGUUUGUGCGGAGACGCGGCCACACGGGGACAGCCCUGCUCCCCCGGUAGGAGCUGGCUGGCGUCAUAAGUGCCACCACUGCCUUGGGGGAGGAGUCGCGUGCGCGUGAUGAGACCACACACCUCACGUGUCCGUCCCUCUGGUUUAACAAACAGCCAGAGGACAAGCUGCGGCUGCCGGUGCCGCCGUGAGCAACUCAUAAUGCAAAUGCGGACAAAGUGUCUUUUUGUUUCCUACUUUAGCCUGUUCACCUUACGGACCAAAUUUCAACAAGGAACUCAAGGAAAAUUUGUACCUACCGUAUUUAUGCUUUCAUGUAAAAGGGUUUUUUUGGGGGGAGGGUUCUUUUUAUGUUCAGUGAACUUUUUUCAAAAACCUUUUCCACCGUUUCUGUCUGGUUUUAAAACAAAUUACAGUUUUGUAUGGAUUUUUUUUAAAUGUACGUUUUGAAACAAAUGAUCAACAAAUAUUUUUGAAAUAACUGAAUAAAAGGCAUAGAAUUAUCAGUC